Molecule: messenger RNA, 297 nt
Organism: Helobdella robusta
Lineage: Eukaryota; Metazoa; Annelida; Clitellata; Rhynchobdellida; Glossiphoniidae
Exons: 1
Source: RefSeq, a predicted model, not a curated record
GGAACAACUAUGUGGUCAAAUCGCUGGGCCGCUUAUAAUAGCCUGAGUCAGUCAACAGGAUUGCCGCACAAUACUGUUAAUCACAAAUAUGGGUUCGUGGCUUCAACUGGAGUCCACACAAAUGGCAUAGAAAAUCUUUGGAAAUGUGCCAAAGAUAAAUUUAAACAGAUGCAUGGCACCUGCGAUGCUCACAUCUCAUCGUAUCUGGAUGAGUUUAUGUGGCAGCGCGGUGCUAGAGACCGCGACGAGCGGUUCCAAAGAGCUCUUGAGCUCAUCCGUACAUAUUAUGUUGUAUGA